AUGCCCCGGCGCCGCUUCAGCACGCCCGCACGCCCGCAGCAGCCUGCGCCGCUGCGGCAUACGCUCAUGCGCGCACGCUCCGAUGAGGGAUGGAUGCUACUCGAGCGCGACGAAUUCGAGGGAUAUCUACCUGCCGCGUGGAGCGCAGACACCCUCCCCCUCUCUCGCCAACCCACCAUCGAGGCGCUGGCCCGCGCCUUCGUGCUCGACUCGCCGGGGUCUGGCGAUUCCGGUUCUCUCUCCAGCGUCGAAGUAGAGGUCGGCCACCAAGUCAUCCCCGUCGGCCACCCCGCCAUCCCGGUGCGUACGAGCAGCCUCGAGAUUGUGCGCCACAGUUUCGAGUUUGACUUCGAUACAUGUCCCUCUCUCGACAUCCAGGAGGUACCCCGCCGCCAUCCAGAUGUGCGCAACGCGCCUGCCAAGUUCGUGUACAAGACACCGGCACACAUCAUCCUCGAACGUGACUGCUUUCCCUUCCGACCCGCGAUCAUGAUCCAGGCGCCGACGCCACCCCGCACCGUCUCCGGCUCGAGCACCUCUUCUGCGCCGCCUCUCACGCCCACCCUGGAGAUGAUCAAGCCGCCAACGUCUCCGCAGUUCCCCCUCGUGCCCAGCCCGGAAUCGCCCGCAGCCAUUGCUUCGAUCCCGUCUCUCUCGUCGGCGUCCCUCAAUUCGCUACCUUCCCUCAUCACGCCACAACCCGACCCCACGCCCCGUGAGCUCGCCGAGCGCUCAGAGCGCGUCCAGACCCUCAGCAACGCCGUCAUGCGCUCGCGCGCCUACAGCGGCCUCAUGCACCGGUAUUGCGAGACACUGGGUUCUGCAUUCGAGUCCGCUGUCGAGCUUCAGGAAGCCCGCGCCGAGAUCGCCCGCCUCCAAGCCAAGGUCGUGCGGUAUCGCGAUGUCAACCGCUCGCUCGUUGAUUGGGGAUUGAGACUACGGGAGGAGAACGAGGUGCUGCGCGCCGAAGCUGGGGAAGCGCCGGGCGUGGCGCUAUUCGAUCCCGAGCGCGACAUGCUCAGAAGAGACGACGAGGGUUACGAGGGGUCAAAGGCUUACCAAGGUUACGAGGUCCGACCGGCGUAUGGUGGCCACGACACGUAUGGGAGCCACAAGGGUCACGACAUGGUUGAGAAGGGAAAUGAGGAGGAUAGCUGGCGUAUAGACGAGCGAGAGGAAUACGAGCAGCAGGGGGAGGGGUGGUGGUCGAUGUAA
Cutaneotrichosporon cavernicola is the source of this 1215-nucleotide messenger RNA. RefSeq lists its product as uncharacterized. Lineage: Eukaryota; Fungi; Basidiomycota; Tremellomycetes; Trichosporonales; Trichosporonaceae. The record is from RefSeq and is a predicted model, not a curated record. The transcript is spliced from 2 exons. The coding region runs from base 1 to 1215 and encodes 404 amino acids.